CGCGGGGAGACCGGCCGGGACUGAGCCAGGGAGACGCGAGCAGUACCAGCUUUGCAGCAGCCGUAGCACUGGGAGUUGCUCUGGAGCGAAGGUGGGACAAUGAAGCUGUUAGAGAACUCAAGUUUUGAAGCAAUAAACUCUCAGCUGACAGUGGAGACGGGAGAUGCUCACAUCAUUGGCAGGAUCGAGAGUUACUCAUGUAAGAUGGCGGGCGAUGACAAGCACAUGUUUAAGCAGUUCUGCCAGGAGGGCCAGCCACAUGUUCUUGAAGCGCUGUCACCCCCUCAGACCACGGGGAUUAGCCCCAGCAGGCUCAGUAAAAGCCAGAGUGGAGACGAGGAGGGACCACUGAGUGACAAGUGCAGCCGCAAGACCCUCUUCUACCUGAUCGCUACCCUCAACGAGUCCUUCCGGCCCGACUACGACUUCAGCGCUGCCAAGGGCCAUGAGUUCAGCAGGGAGCCGAGCCUCAACUGGGUGGUGAAUGCUGUGAAUUGUAGCUUGUUCUCAGCAGUCCGGGAGGACUUCAAAGCCCUGAAGCCUCAUUUGUGGGAUGCUGUGGAUGAGGAGAUCUGUCUCUCGGAGUGUGACAUCUACAGCUACAAUCCAGACCUGGACUCAGACCCCUUCGGCGAGGAGGGCAGCCUCUGGUCCUUCAACUACUUCUUCUACAAUAAGAGGCUGAAGAGGAUUGUCUUCUUCACCUGCCGCUCCAUCAGCGGGUCCACGUACCCUCGCUCAGAGUCAGGGAAUGAGCUGGACAUGGAUCUCGGUGAAGAAGACCAGGAGGGGAGCAUGGAUGCCUAUGACAAGGAAAGCAGCAAUAUCGAGGACAGGGUGCAGGUUAUCUGCAUGUGAGUGUCCAGAUGAGCUCCAAGAAGUACUCAGCCCUGCUGAGCCAGCCUUCCAGACUUCAGUCCAUCAGCAUUGAGGAUGGGCCAGCCCUGGCCAUUGUGUGAACUACCCCAUGCACAGAGCCUGCAGCCCUGCUCUGCUCUUUGGCGCCGGGGGCUCCAGAGUGCCCCAGCACCUGCCCCACAGCACUGCAUGUGGAAAGCAGCUGGUGCCUCUGGGCUGCAGACAUCCUCCAGCUGCAGGUCCUGCCCCAGAGCCCGUUCCCUCCAGACACGUGCUGUGUGAUUGGUCAGCAGAGGCCACGCUCUCCCUGCCGGCCUGGGCUCCGGCUCACCAGACGCUUGCGCAGGGCCUUUGAGACGCUUCCAUGCACUGUAGGAAUUGAUCUGCUGGCUGCACUGGUCCUGCUCCUGCUGGCUCUGAAGCAGGGCAGGCUGCUCCUCGGGCACUUUCCUUUACCGACGGCGACCCAUCCAACUCCGUCCGGCCAGAGCAGUGGCAGGGCGCAGGGCAUCCUCGCCUCCUGGAUCUCCUCUUUCAGAACUGUUGGUGACCCGCGCCUGCUCCCUGUUUUGGGGGGGGGGGGGGUUGCUUGGCCCCUGCUCACCUCAUGGACUCAGUUUGCUCUUUUCCAAGGCUGUAGCAGGCGCCUUGCGGCCCCAUGCUGAGCGCUGCUCUCCUGUGCAAACGAACUGGCUGGGAGAUCGAGCUGAGGCCAGCGGGGCUGAUUGGUUGGUUGGUUUGUUUUUAAACCACAGAUGACUUUUGGCAUCAGCUGUGCUAGAGCUGGGCCAGAGCGCGCUUGGGCCGGGAAGGGGUGGCUGCUGGGAGCCUGCUUCGCUCUCCAGGAUUUCUGCAGAGCCUGUUUUCGUAGGGUGGCGUGUGUUGGGAGCUCAGCCCUGUUGACUCUGACUCGUGCUCUGGUUUAACUGCAUCCUCCCCUCUGUCCCCCUUGGCCGGUUCCCCAGCACUGGCCCUCUUAGUGCAGGCUGCUGGGCCCGACGCCAGGCUCCCCCCUGCCCCCAGGGAUGAGUAUACGCUGUCCCAGGGCCAAAGCAGGACUGGGGUGCAGAGCAGCCUGCUCUUCAUGGGCACUGGAGCACAUGGGGGGACUGGGGGGACCUGGCACUAGCAUGGUGUCUGCAGAGGGCAGCAGCACCAGGCCCAGCUCCCUGCAGCUCCUCGGGCCUCACCCGCCCUGGCAGGUUGCACCAGGAUAGCUGCAAACCCCUAGUGGAGAUGUGCUGGCAGAGGGUCUGGGCCCAGCUUCUCUGCAGCGGGGGCAAGGUGGAGAGGGGCCAGCCCAGCACAGUCAGGGCCCCUAGAUCUCAGCCAGCCAGGGAGCUUUCCCCUGGAGCUGUGCCCUGCCAGCCUCGGACCUGCAGAGGGAGCUGUAGCGGCCCCUGGUUCUGCUGCUGGCCCAUGCACCAGCCUCCUCCCCCUGAGCUCGCUCGUCACCUAGCCCCCUUCACUGCUGGAAUCUGCCACGGGAACGGCGUUGGGGCGCUGGGGCUGAGCCAUAGCUUUCCCUACAGCUAGAGGACUGUGCGGGGAAGCCUGCCUGCCCAGCCAAGGGGGCUGCCAGCUGCCCCCAGAGUCUCCCCUUCGCUGUGGGGCAUUGUCCCUUCACACAUCCUCCCUGGGCAUUUGCUCCAAGGCCAGCUCAUCGCAACUGCCCAGCUCAGUGCUUUAAGGGCCAGCAGGUGCCUGUUCAUCACUGCUGGGAAGAGCUGUCUUGGCAGGAUCCGUCUGCCUCCUUGGGCCUGCAGGGUGUGCCUGGGGGCCUUGCUGGCCCGGGGAGGAUAUGGGGAGGGGAACCUUACGUCAAAGCGUCCUGUUUUACCCACCUGUAGUCUAAGGAGGCUGCUCUCCCUAGCGCUGGGAGCCAUGGCUGUAACCGCCUGCCCUCGAGCAGGGAGCCCAUGUGCAUUGACCAUCCCUGCUGGAGCGCCGCAGCCCCGGCUAGGCUCUGGCUGGAGCUCGCAGCAGCGGGGGGCUCAUUGACAGAGUCGUGCUUGCCUCUGAGCCAUGCCAUGGCUGGCCAUCAGGGUGGAGGCCACCAGCCCUGCCAGGCCUGGGCAGCUUGGACUCCUGCCAUAUGCUCAGCAUGGCCUGCAUGGGUGUCUCUGCAGUGGUGCCCGGGCAGAGGGCUGGUGAGCACCGUAAGCUCCACAGCGUUACUCAGUCUGGGCAAAUGUGACCCGUAUCCAUGGCUGAGAUGGGGCCGUGGCCAGGAACCAUGGGUCCAGAUCUCAGCCCAGCUACCGAGAACCUGGCAUUCCCGCUCCUGCCUUUGCCCCUAUGUUCACUGGCCCAAGUGGUGCAUAGCUGGCCUCUCGGCAGGGAGCCCCUGCUCCAAGGGGAGGGCGCAGCUGCUGUCCCCCUGCACUGCUUCGAGAGCUUGUGCCUCUAGUCUCCUGCACGGGUGGGCAGGGAGCUGGGGCCAGUUUCAUGUUUAAGUCCCUGUGAGGUUUGACUUUACUGCAUAGCAAUGUAUCGUUACACCAAUAAACUUUAUCUGUGACUGACA
This is a messenger RNA of Emys orbicularis (European pond turtle), 3385 nucleotides long. RefSeq names its product MAF1 homolog, negative regulator of RNA polymerase III (gene MAF1). The transcript has 8 exons. Gene Ontology annotation, molecular function: RNA polymerase III core binding. Gene Ontology annotation, biological process: negative regulation of transcription by RNA polymerase III. Lineage: Eukaryota; Metazoa; Chordata; Testudines; Emydidae. Bases 100 to 858 code for a protein of 252 amino acids. Gene Ontology annotation, cellular component: nucleus. The record is from RefSeq and is a predicted model, not a curated record.